AAACUUAUUGUAAUAUUUAAAAGCUGAAAAAACAUGAAAACUUAUUGUACAUUGUUUAACAUCCCUUUUGAGAAUUUUUCACUCAUAUGGAGAAGUCAACAUUGAAGGGCUGCAAAAUUUAGGCCUAUGCUUGGCGCUUAUGGCCUUUAAGCAGGAAGGGAUCUUUAUCGUGCCACACCUGCUGUGACACGGGACCUCGGUUUUUCAAUUUCAUCUGAAGGACCGCCCCAUUUAGUCACCUCUUUUGACAAGCAAGGGGUACUGAGGACUUAUUCUAAGCCAGAUCUCCACAGGAUUGUACAACUUUAGAACCAGAUCUGAUUGGGACCUAGAAUCUUCAGAAGUGAUGAGAGGAUAUUGGGACCCACAAGCUAAGAUCAAAAUUAAAUGACACCAGUUUUACUAAAUGAAAUUAGGGGAUUUUUUUUAAAUUAAGGUCUUUAUGAUUAAAAUUGGCAUGGAUUUUGUGCAAGGGAGUUAAUGAAAAUGGUAGUACUCAGAAAAAGGCCUUUUAUACAGCCAGUACUUCAUUUGGGAGACUUUGAUAGGCAGAUUGUAAUCGUAUCUUGUUUGAAUUAAGAUUUGUUGAAGAAGAAUAACACAUUGUCAUAAUGGUCAACUUCCUUUAAAACCAUAAAUUAUACCAAAAAUUCAGUAAUAUAUUUCUGUCCUUUUACACUUAAGUUCUUAACUGAUUAUGGUACCUUCACACUCACGAAUUUUUCUUACGGAUCCUUACGUAUUCCACAAAUCCGUAAAAGUACACGGAUUGUUACGAUUUAGACACUUUAAAGAGCUAUUUAAGAACGUUUUAAGAGUAUUAACGGGCCAUUUGCGGUCUAUUACGAGUUCUUGCGAUGCAUUUACGGCACACAUUUACGAUUUGUUCCGAGUGAACACGGAUAAAUACGAGCAAUUUACGACAUUUUACGAGCUUUUUAGGGAUUGUUACGAGUAUAUUGCGGAAAUUUACGAUUUAGCUUAGCUUUUACGUGUAAAUCACGACCUGUUAACGUGUUGAUAACGUGAUGUUACGAAUAGUUAGGAGUUAGUUACGAUUGUUUACGUUUUUAACUCAGAAGUGUUCGCAAUUGACUUUGUAUCAUCAUUCGACAGCUGGCAUUACUUGUAACAGCAUAAUUUUUGUAGUAAUGGAAGUACGAAAUAUACCGAUGAUACUCGUAUCGAAAUGAAACCAACUUGUAAGGAAGAAAUCCAAAACAAAAAGCGAGCAGGGCUCACGCUCGCAAUUUUGUUGCUGUUUGUGGUGACCCUAGGAAUAUGCAGUUGUUUGCUCGUGCUUUGCAUAAAGCUGACAGAUGAAGUACACAGCUUAAUGGGCAGAGUGAAUAAUAUGAGCAGAAUCUUGUAUUCUUCAAAACUUUACAAUGGGAAUAGUACGAGUAUGGAGUCCGCAUCAAUAUUAGAUUUUGAAAAAAUACAAAAUAAAUCGAACGCUCAUAUGGGUAGCAACAAGGAGACGCCUUCUAUGACCUUUAGAGUUAAGAAAACGAAGAGAUUUUUGUCUGGAGCUCCAAGUUUGGAAUUGCUGAGAAGUAAUCUCGAUUCGGGAGUAACUGCCGUCCACUAUGUCCCGCACGAGUACCGUGACAUCUCUGGGAAAGCAGGUACACCAUGUAGAGGUACCUGCUGUUCUGUCUGGUCAGGAACUUUCUGUGCAAACCAAACAUUCUUGAGCACUGAUCCUCACCAUGGUGUCUUGUUUUUCAAACCCUCACCAUGGAUGGAGGUGCAGCAUAUAGAAGAGGUCACGCCCCUGUUACAGAGCCAGACAGACACAAGUCUAUUCACGGUCACCAAGUCUGGAAUCCAUCUUCUAUACCUCAACAUACUGAUACAGGCUACCAAAUCAUCACACGACAUAGCAAUUUACAUCGAUAGCGAUCGAAAGCUGGACUGUCGUGAAAGUCUUGACUACGUCAGAUCUGAUGCCUCGAAUCCCUUUAUGUACUCAAAAGGCAAAACCUGCAGUAUAUCCGGAGUAUUCUUCUUACAACAAAGCAGUCUGCUCUCCAUCAGAAUCCUUACCACAAACACGGCGGUCAUACUCAAGCCAGAAAAUACAAACUUUGGGGUAGUAUUGCUGAAAACAUGACAGAAUGUACAAAACUAGAGAACUUAAACAAUAUCAAAAUAAAGAAAUCAAACAUUUUU
This is a messenger RNA of Ostrea edulis (European flat oyster), 2175 nucleotides long. RefSeq lists its product as uncharacterized. Lineage: Eukaryota; Metazoa; Mollusca; Bivalvia; Ostreida; Ostreidae. Bases 1190 to 2116 code for a protein of 308 amino acids. The transcript is spliced from 10 exons. Gene Ontology annotation, molecular function: protein binding. The record is from RefSeq and is a predicted model, not a curated record.